AUGAAGGCAAAGCAGAAAUGUAUUCUGACUGGGCAAAACAAUCCUAGAUUGGAAAGCAAGCCACACUGGGCUGUCCAGUAUAAGCAAACCAAAGGAGGUAAAUACUGGCCUCUUUAGUGACAAUGAUCUUGUUGGUCAUUUUUGAGAGUGCUCGGUGCCAAAAAAGGGAGUGACAGAAGCACAAAAGGGAAGAAGUUGAAGUCAACAACAGGCAAGUUCAGCAAGUUAGGCGAUCGAGGGAGUACUUUUCUUGGUGCAGAUGCACAAGGCAUAUGUACAGAAACCAGAUGGCAAUUCCAGUCUUCACCAAUGGAAACAGAGGUGGAUUUAGGAAAGCACAACCAGUUUGCCAGCACUGGGCAUCAAGCCAAGAGGGCACUGUAAGGGGCAAGGAUGACUUGGAACAGAAGAUGAGAGGCAGAGGGAGCGAAAAAUUUUGAGAAUUGCACAGGGUGCCACUGAAAUUUUAGACCCCAAAGUCCACCACUGCUAAGAACAUGCACAUAAAAAUGCUGGUGUUGUGGAGGAUUGGUAAAUAACCACAAGUAUUGUCAUAGUACCAUGUUCUCCAUUGUUUCCUCCUCCCUUGAACAUAAGGGGAAAGUGGCUUCUCUAAAUCAUGGUCUUCAUGAAAUUGCUGGUAUUUCACUACAAUUUGUAAUUCAUUACAGUGAUACCUGAAGGACUUUUCAGGACUGGUCCUGAGACAUUUUGCUGCUAGAGGCUAUCCCCAGACACAUCUGAGUUGGCAUCUGAGAACAUUGCACCCUUGCUUUAGGAUCAACUCCAUGCCUUUGUUUAAGGAACUUUUCCCAACCUGGUGCCCUCCAGAUGUUUGGAACUACAUCUCCCACUCCCAUCCAGCACAACAUGGUGGGAAUUGUAGUCCAAAAAAUCUGGAUGACAUCAGAUUGGAGGAGGCUUGUUUGAAGUCAUGCCAUCUCAGAACUUGUGUACAAUUUAUCUUCCUCUCUCGACCCUGAUAACUUUAGCCUGAUAAACCGUUACAACAGUUGGCUGAGAUACCAUCAUAGAGGAAGGGGCAGAGAAGACUGUGUAACGAAAGUUAUUUCUUAUAUGCAUUGGGAGUCUUGUGCCUCUUAUAUGAAGCUCUUCUUUAUUUUGCCCAAAAUGUUUUCCUGCAUUGCAGGGGGUUGGAGUGAAUGAUCCUUAGGGUCCCUUUAGACUCGACAAUCCUAUAUUUCUAUUCUUCUUCUUGAAGCAGUAGCAGGUGAGUAGUGCUAAUUUCUUUCCUGGGCUACCUAUAACAAGUGAGUUAGAAGCUUUCCAUACUGGAAUUGUAUAGGCACUUACUUUUAGUGAUUAUCCCUUCUGAUCCUCAUCCCUUCUGCUUGCAGACAUAGUGCAGAGAACAGGGAAGAAGGAAGAAUCCAAAAGAAAAUAUUUCAUUAUGGCUGAGCAGAGCACAGCAGCAUCACUUGGUUUAACCAUUGAUGGGUUUUCUGGAGACUACAGCCCUUCAGCAUUCCCAGAGGAAGAUGAUGAUUCUGAACUUGCUUCCUUCACACAUUACCUGUUUCUCUUUGCCUGUCUUUUCAUUAUUACCCUUGCAAUAUUCAUAUGUGGCCUGGUGGGGAAUGCAAUUGUCAUCUGGUUUCUCUGCUUCAUCGUGAAGAAGAAUCCCAUCACCACCUACAUCUUGAACUUGGCUGUAGCUGAUUCUUGUGUCCUUGUAACUUUAGCACUUGCAAUUUCAGCUAGCUUUUGGGAUGUAGGAGGAAUUUCCUCUGGGCUGGGUAUUGAACUGUUUAUUUCCACACAUGCCAUUAGCUUAUAUCUACUGACAGCCAUCAGUGCCGAGAAAUGUCUCUCUGUUGUCUUCCCAAUCUGGUAUCGAUGCCACCGUCUAGAACACCUGUCUGAAAUUGUUUGUGCAUUAAUAUGGGCAAUGUCCAUUCUGGUCUUUGGAAUCUAUCACUUUUUAAUUUCGACUGAAUCUGCAGACUUUGACAUACUGAUUUGUGUCGUUCAUAUGAUCAACUCUGUAUUUUGCACACUUGUUGUGGUCAUCUGUACUGUGAUCCUUUCCAUCAAGGUCUGCUGCAGUUUACAUCGACGCCAACGAGGAAAGUUUUACACAGCGCUCUUGCUUGCUCUUCUUUUCUUCCUCAUUUUUGGUGUUCCACUCAGUGUCAUAAUAACUGUUCAAUAUCUUCUUGGUGAUAUUAAUAUAAUAACGACAUUAUUUGGAGUAGUAUCUGCUGUUAUCAACAGCAGUGUUAAUCCAUUCAUUUACUUCUUAAUUGGAAGGAAAAAAGACGCAUCGAUCCAGGGAACCCUUGAAGGUGGUGCUGGAAAGAGUUUUUAGUGACAAAGCUGAUUGCAGAGAAGAUCACAGUCUUCCAGCCGCAACAGAUUCAAUGAUGAUGACUCCUUAAGUCUCUCCUUGUAAGCUAAGCUGUGGGGAUGGCAUUAGAGAUGACCAACAAUAUAGGUUUAUUCUUAAAAAAAGGUCUGUAGAUUGGUGUUUUUCUGCUUCUUUUCUGCAACUUAUAAUCAUGGGUGUUUAUCUCUUAAUGUUUGCUUCUUUAGUUUUUAUACUUGUAAUUUGCUUAGUAGCCAACAUGAACAUCAGAUGGCAUAAAAAUUAAUAAAGAAAAAUUAAUCAUUCACCAAGUGGGAUUUGUUCAAAUACCAAGGGCUCCAAGGCUUCAAAGGCAUAAGCAGGAUUCUUUUCAACUCCAUCCCUUUGGAAACUCUUCACACCCUUGGGGUGAAAGUGUGAAUUUAACACACCUGGUCAUUACGUGUGAAGCUUGAGCUGCUGAAAAAGCCCAUCUGGUCUCCUGGCAGAACCUCCUGUAUCUCCAAUCCAACCUGGUUCCACCACAAAUAAUAUUGUUACAGGUUUGUGGGGGAACAAGGUAUCCCCAGAUCCCUGUGUGUCAGAUUCCCUCCUAUAUAUUCCUGGAUAUGUUCUGGGAAGAGGAAAGAGAACAAAGGUGAGAACUACAUGAGUGCAGGCUGCAACCUAGAGAAUAGCUAGCAUAGCUGACUGCUCUGGACUCAAGCUGACUGAAGCUAUGAGAGAAGCAGCAAGAGACACUCUUGGGGAGGGAGGUUCUGCACUCCCUCCAACUAAGCUCAGGUGUAAAUAUGAGUAAAGAAACCACAUUCCUUAAAGACUCUGCAGACUCCACUGCAGAAGAAGUUCCACUGUAUCCUUUGGCUGUAAUCCAUUAUCUUUGUGCUAUGAAAACUUAAACUAGUUGAUGUGUCCACAUUGAACAACUUGUGCUCACACAACUACAGGGCCAUCUGUUCUAAACUUUUCCAAAUUUGCUGGCAACCUUAAAUACAAGGGUAGUCAAGAAAAAAAGAACAUCGUUACAAUGAUACCUGAAGGCCUUUUCAGGAUUGGUCCUGAGACAUUUUGCUGCUAGAGGCUGUCCUCAGACACAUCUGAGUUGCCAUCUAAGAACAUUGCACCCUUGCUUUAGGAUCAACUCCAUGCCUUUGUUUAAGGAACUUUUCCCAACCUGGUGCCCUCCAGAUGUUUGGAACUACAUCUCCCACUCCCAUCCAGCACAACAUGGUGGGAGCUGUACUCCAAAAAAUCUGGAUGACAUCAGAUUGGAGGAGGCUUAUUUGAAGUCAUGCCAUCUCAGAACUUGUGUACAAUUUAUCUUCCUCUCUCGACCCUGAUAAUUUUAGCCUGAUAAACAGCUACAACAGUUGGCUGAGAUACCAUCAUAGAGGAAGGGGCAGAGAAGACUGUGUAACCAGAGUUAUUUCUUAUAUGCAUUGGGAGUCUUGUGCCUCUUAUAUGAAGCUCUUCUUUAUUUUGCCCAAAACUUUUUCCUGCAUUGCAGGGGGUUGGAGUGAAUGAUCCUUAGGGUCCCUUCAGACUCGACAAUUUUAUAUUUCUAUUCUUCUUCUUGAAGCUGUAGCAGGUGAGUAGUGUUAAUCUCUUUCCUGGGCUCCUAUAUAAAAUGAGUUAGAAGCUUUCCAUAUUGGAAUUGUGUAGGCACUUACUUUUAGUAAUUAUCCAUUCUGAUCCUCAUCCCUUCUGCUUGCAGACAUAGUGCAGAGAACGGGGAAGAAGGAAGAAUCCAAAAGAAAAUAUUUCAUUAUGGCUAAGCAGAGCACAGCCACAUCACUUGGUUUAACCAUUGAUGGGUUUUCUGGAGACUACAGCCCUUCAGCAUUCCCAGAGGAAGAUGCUGAAUUUGAACAUUCUUCCUUCACAUAUUACCUGCUGCUCUUUUUCUUUCUUUUCAUCCUUACAAUAUUCAUAUGUGGCCUGGUGGGGAAUGCAAUUGUCAUCUGGUUUCUCUGCUUCAUCGUGAAGAAGAAUCCCAUCACCACCUACAUCUUGAACUUGGCUGUAGCUGAUUCUUGUGUCCUUGUAUUUUUAGCAUUUUCAAUUUCAGCUAGAUUUUGGGAUGUAGGAGGAAUUUCCUCUCAGCUGGGUUUUGAACUGUUUAUUUCCACACAUGCCAUUAGCUUAUAUCUACUGACAGCCAUCAGUGUCGAGAAAUGUCUCUCUGUUGUCUUCCCAAUCUGGUAUCGAUGCCACCGUCUAGAACACCUGUCUGAAAUUGUUUGUGCAUUAAUAUGGGCAAUGUCCAUUCUGGUCUUUGGAAUCUAUCACUUUUUCAUUUUAACCCAAUAUGCAGACUUUGACAUAGUGAUUUGUGUCGUUCAUAUGAUCAGCUCUGUAUUUUGCACACUUGUUGUGGUCAUCUGUACUGUGAUCCUUUUCAUCAAGGUCUGCUGCAGUUUACAUCGACGCCAACGAGGAAAGUUCUACACAGCGCUCUUGCUUGCUCUUCUUUUCUUCCUCAUUUUUGGUGUUCCACUCAGUGUCAUAAUAACUGUUCAAUAUCUUCUUGGUGAUAUUAAUAUAAUAACGGCAUUAUUUGGAGUAGUAUCUGCUGUUAUCAACAGCAGUGUUAAUCCAUUCAUUUACUUCUUAAUUGGAAGGAAAAAGACGCAUCGAUCCAGGGAACCCUUGAAGGUGGUGCUGGAAAGAGUUUUUAGUGACAAAGCUGAUUGCAGAGAAGAUCAGAGUCUUCCAGCCGCAACAGAUUCAAUGAUGAUGACUCCUUAA
Molecule: messenger RNA, 5074 nt
Organism: Podarcis lilfordi (Lilford's wall lizard)
Lineage: Eukaryota; Metazoa; Chordata; Lepidosauria; Squamata; Lacertidae
Source: the annotation of a GenBank genome assembly